Molecule: messenger RNA, 1881 nt
Organism: Aspergillus clavatus NRRL 1
Lineage: Eukaryota; Fungi; Ascomycota; Eurotiomycetes; Eurotiales; Aspergillaceae
Product: exonuclease V
Exons: 2
Coding region: 1-1881 (626 amino acids)
Biological process (GO): interstrand cross-link repair
Cellular component (GO): nucleus; mitochondrion
Molecular function (GO): single-stranded DNA 5'-3' DNA exonuclease activity
Source: RefSeq, a predicted model, not a curated record
AUGCCGGUCGAUUUCGACGAUAGUAGUGACUACGGAUCCGAUUUUACCCCGGAUGAAGAAGAGCUGGUGAACGAACUGCUCGCCAAAGUCGCCACGGACCACGCGACCGUCCAGGCCGCUGCCACAACCGCGGCGCCAGCGACUCCGACGACACUGACCUCGACAGCGGCAGUCCAGAAUAUACUACGGACGACUGUCGCUGCGGUCGCUGAUAUUGAGGACUAUGCGGAGGUUUCAGCGACUGCACGAGUGCCUCGGGUGCUGGGUCGAGAGAAGCCCGAUCCAUGGCAGAAGCGCAAGCACUGGCAGGGUUCGACGGCUGCUGGGGGCCGGGCAGUUCAGAUCUCAGGCGACGUUCUCGCCGCGUCUGUUAUUGCGAAGCGCUUAGUCGAGCAUCCAAGUUCCAUCGAAGGUCGUCAACGACAGCGCGAAAGAGAUGUAGCUCGGGAACAAGAGUGGGUUGGUGACUCGACCACGACUCCUGCGCCGGAUUCCCGGUCGCCUAUUGAACGUUUCAGACAGCCGCCCAACAAGGCCUUCUCGGUCACGGACUUGAUCUCGCCUGCGUGGUGUGAGCUACAAUACUGGUAUACCUUGACCAAGCAUGGGAGGAAGAGGAGGACCGCCGCUAUGAAGCAGGGGAGUACGAUCCACAAGACCCUCGAGGAUGAGGUGUAUACUACGGUGGCCGUGGAGAUCACGACCAAGGAGGAUGCGCUGGCCUUGAGGCUGUGGAACAUCGUGCAGGGCUUACGGACACUGCGCGAGUAUGGUCUCACUCGGGAGCUGGAGGUAUGGGGCCUUGUGGACGGGGAGCUGGUCAACGGGGUCAUUGAUCAGCUUUCUUAUGAGUGUCCGGACCCGGUGCUCGAGGCCACAGCCGCGAGCUACUAUGCCGAUGUGGAGGCCUCGAGGGCGGCCCUGCCUGAGUACCAGAUGUCAUUGACAGAGUACCUGCUAUCUCCGUCGCAAGGUGGGAAGAAACUAUCGGACAUGAUGUGGAAGGAUGAACAACCAGACGAGCCGGUCGAGGAACCUCCAAGCACCCAGUCCUCCGAGGCGUUCAAUAUCCCCCGAAUCUACCUAACGGACAUCAAGACACGAGCCAGCGGCUCGAUACCCACCACCAAGAGCACGUCUUUCCGGCCGACGCUCCUCCAGCUCCAGAUGUACUACCACAUGCUGAACCGUCUCGCUACCACUGACGAAGUCACGAUCGAGCUGCUGGCUUCUCGGUACAACCUCGACCCCCAGCGCACCUUUACCGACGGCUUCAUCGCCGAAGUCGGCGGUCUGAACGACCAGUUCUUCGAUACUUUCUCGACCCCGGAGUUUGAUCCGGAUUUUACUCCGUCACCAGAAGACGCCGCGCGAAGACACCCCCACAACUCACCAGGCUCCACCCCCUCCGCCAGCCAAGACUCAACCAGCAUUCUCCUCGCUCAUAAUAACCUAACCAGCCUGUGGAGAUUUAUGAAGGACCAGCUGCGCCUCACCUUCCUCCCAUCCCAACAAUCAUCUAUAUCCAUUGCGCCGUCCAUCCCCUCCGAAUUCCAGCCCAGCAUGCUAGAAUCCUACCCUACGAUCAUCUCCCCGCUCCUGACAGCGCGCUACCUCUCGUCUGCCCCGACGGCUGAUCUCAACUCUCGCGUCCUGGGCAGUCGGAGCUUCCUCUUCGAUCUCACAACCAUGUCGUCGUAUCUGUCGGACCAGAUGGACUGGUGGCGCGGGAAGCGAGACCCGCGCGGCGUCGAAGUCAUGGAAGCGUGGAAGUGUCGCAUCUGUGAAUUCCGAGAUGAAUGUUCGUGGCGCGAGCAAAGGGAGUGGGCGAUGGCGAGACGUAAGAGAGGGAGGAAGUCUCUUGACUUCGCUACUGUGUGA